CCAAAUAUUAAUUCGAAAUGCUUAGCUUAUUACUAAAAUCCAGCUUCUUAAGAACGGACAUGCAAUUAUUGAGAACUGUGAAUACCAACUGCUGGUUUGUUCCAUCAACAUCGUUCAUUCAUGGCUCUUCUGUAAACAAAAAUUCAUGCGGGUGUGGCGGCAGUGUUCCUUCAGCAAAGGCCAAGCACCAGAUAGAAUACAAGUCUUACCAGCCCCUGGUAUACACGUGUCACGACGCGAAGAACAUGAAACUAAACCGGCCAAUGUCUCCGCAUUUAACUAUAUACGCGCCAACCCUGCCAGCUAUGACUUCUAUUGUACAACGUGCAACUGGUAUAGUUUUAGUUACAUACGCUCUGCUAAUGGCGUUUGGAAGCCUGUUUCUGUCAAACGGUGUAGAAACUUACGUAUUAAUUAUUCAAAGCCUGGACCUUUCACGGCCGUCCAUAUUUUUAAUUAAGAUAUGUUUGGGCGCGCCGUUUGUCUAUCAUUACUUCAACGGCAUCCGUUUUUGUAUGUGGAACGCUUGCAAAUGGCUGAAUAUAAAGGAAGUCUACUCGACUGCGCGAAUGAGCUUCAUCGCCACGGCGGUCGUUACGACACUAUUUGCUUUACUUUAAAUAAAAAUAAAAUGAUACAAGAAUACCAGCAAGUCACACCUUACUAAAUACUAAAAUCUUGCUGCUAACU
Molecule: messenger RNA, 690 nt
Organism: Pararge aegeria (speckled wood butterfly)
Lineage: Eukaryota; Metazoa; Arthropoda; Insecta; Lepidoptera; Nymphalidae
Product: succinate dehydrogenase cytochrome b560 subunit, mitochondrial-like
Exons: 3
Coding region: 18-620 (200 amino acids)
Biological process (GO): tricarboxylic acid cycle; mitochondrial electron transport, succinate to ubiquinone
Cellular component (GO): membrane
Molecular function (GO): electron transfer activity; succinate dehydrogenase activity
Source: RefSeq, a predicted model, not a curated record